UUAGGGCUGGCAACAUAGGUCUAAGCUAUAAUCUGUAAAGUCAGUGGCAGCACUUGCCUAAGCCUUGUAAUAUGGCCGCUACAGGCAAGAAAUCAAAGAAAAUAAAAUGGAUCAAAGCCGACGCCACAAACUUCAUUGCAGAGUCCACUACGGUCCCUGCAGCUAACGAUUGGGCAGACUCCGUAGAUGAUGGACAUACAUAUGUAUCACGUCAUCGAGCACCCGUGGUGUUGCCAUCAGCGUCACGAGCUGCACGAGGGGGUCUUGCGGUUGAUGAUGAGUCUAUACCACGUCGCCCUCCCUACAUUGCUCACAUCUCCAAUUUGCCUUAUGAUGUUGAGGAGAGUGCGAUCAUGGACCUCUUUGCGGGGCUUAAGAUAAACAACUUAAGACUACCGAAAGAAGGGGGUCGUCUUAAAGGUUUUGGAGAUGUAGACUUUGAAGAUAGAGAGAGUCUUGUCGAUGCAAUGAAUAUGCCUGAUUUGAUGAUCGGAGGUAGGAGAAUCAGAAUAGAAGUUUCAACCCAAGAUAACGACCGCCGCAUGGGGAGAAGCGGUAGAUCUGAUAGAGACAGGGAGUACGACCCAGAGCGCACGAUGGGCGACUGGCGCUCCGGACCCCGCGCCGUGCCCGAGCCAGCGCGCCGCGGAGACGCGCCGCGCGACCGCGACCGGGAGCGCGAGCGGGACUCGAGCGCGGAUAACCGACCGGGAGCUUGGCGGGACGCGGAGCGCAGUGAGCCGCCGCGCGCGCCCUACGGUGGAAGAGACUCUUACGGACGCGACCGGGAUGGGGGACGAGACCGUGGUUAUGGUGGACGUGAUGGUUUUAGAACAGCAGAUAGAGAUGGAUAUGGAAGUCGCGAAAGUAGAGGAUUUGGUGGACGAGGUUUUGGAGACAGAGAUCGCGAUCCACCGAGGGAAGAAAGCAAGCCUCGUGAACGUCCCAAGUUAAAUUUACUCCCGAGAACUGUGCCCCGGGAAACUGAGACGCCUACAAAACCCGCGGAUGGAGCGCCUCUCGAAGAAAAAGUGCCGGAGAAGAGUGUGCCUAAACCUGUCCCCGCAGAGAAAGUAUUUGGAGCUGCAAAACCUGUCGAUACUGCGGCAAAGGAACGUGAAAUAGAAGAACGCUUACGAAAACAAGAGGAAGAAGCGAGACGCGCCGCCGAGGAAAAAGAUCGUUGGGGUCGCAGGAACGACCAUUCCGGCGAUCGACGCGGUGGUGCUAGACGUGAUGAUCGUGAUCGCGGUAGAGAUUCACGCAGUUACAACAGAGACAGGCGCGACUACUCCCGCGACAACAGAGACUACUCUAAAGACAGUAGAGACAGGCGCGACUACUCGAGAGACGAUAGAGACAGGCGCGACUAUUCCAAGGACGAUAGGGACCGCCGCGACAACAGAGAUCGCGACCACAGAGACGAUAAAGACCGUGAGUACAGAGACGACAAAGACCGCAACUACAGAGACGAUAGAGAUCGCGACUACAGAGACGAUAAGGACCGCGAUAACAGGGACGACAGGGACGUUAGAGAGGAUCGUGACCGGCGCGAAGGGUCAGGGGAGCGGAGAGAGCGGCCCGCGUCGCCCGAGCAGAACGGCCGCCAGAGCCGCAGCCGAGACCGCCGCGACGCGCCCGAGCGGGCCCUGCCCCAGCUGAGGGAGCAGGAGAAACCGAACUUCGUAGCUUCAAAUAAAUUUAGUUUCCUCGAAGACGCAGACGACGGCAGUUCCGACUAACACGUGCUUUAUUUAAAAGUUUCCGUUUAUACUGACUCGAGUGUAAAGUGUAAAUUUACGAGUAAAGAAGUGUCGGCGCGUGUUCGCGGUGUUCGGACGAUCAUCCAUUGUGCUAUUAUAUAGAACUCAUUAGUCGUUAGUGCGGUGUGGUGGUAUACGUGUAUAUUAGGAUCGCUGAUGCUCACACUGCUUCGAGGCCGGCCCCAGCCUGUAAUGUGAUCUUACAAAUAAAGCUGUAAUCCUUCCACGUUUUAUUCAAUUCUAGUGUAAAUCACUAUUCAUUCCGAUUCCUAAAUUUUGCUUUAACGUCUUGAACGCAGCUUAUGAAUCGAUCACAGCACAGGCUGGGGCAGCUACUUUGUAACCGUGAACUGAUUGGUGUAAAUUUUUCUAUGGGUUUGUUAAAUUGUAAUAUUAUAAGCCGGGUUACAUUACAAUAUCGGCCGAGCAAUUAUUUCUACUAUUUUGCAAUGAACUGAUAAGCUUACAGGUGCUCUCAAAUUCAAUUCCUUUGUGAAUAAUUUGUUUAAGCAUUGUUUUUGUUUGUUUUAUGGUAAUUUCAUUGAGAAACGUUUUUAACAUACAACUACUAGGAAUUUUGUUUCCUUAUUUUAGAGUAUGUCUAGACUAAAUAUUUAGUCGAUUUAGAAUUAUUAUUAGAAUAUUAAUUGUAUUAUUUAUCUUUACACUCAAAAUUUGUGAAGCAGUUGUCAAGUCUUAAUUUGACGCAUAUUUACAUUUUUAGCCUGCGUUGAAUAAGCGAGUCAUAGAAAGAAGUAAUGAUAAUGGACCUGGUCACAAGAAUGUUGAAAUAGCCUAUG
Molecule: messenger RNA, 2563 nt
Organism: Melitaea cinxia (Glanville fritillary)
Lineage: Eukaryota; Metazoa; Arthropoda; Insecta; Lepidoptera; Nymphalidae
Gene: eIF4B
Product: eukaryotic translation initiation factor 4B
Exons: 14
Coding region: 72-1742 (556 amino acids)
Molecular function (GO): RNA binding
Source: RefSeq, a predicted model, not a curated record